Messenger RNA from Acipenser ruthenus (sterlet), 1222 nucleotides. Its product is annotated as dnaJ homolog subfamily B member 13-like. Bases 165 to 1115 code for a protein of 316 amino acids. Gene Ontology annotation, molecular function: protein-folding chaperone binding. Gene Ontology annotation, cellular component: cytosol. Lineage: Eukaryota; Metazoa; Chordata; Actinopteri; Acipenseriformes; Acipenseridae. The transcript is spliced from 8 exons. The record is from RefSeq and is a predicted model, not a curated record.
UAGCAACCAGAGUGAAAAUAAACGGUACCAGCGUGCAAGUUGGGUUGCAGAAAAUAAACAUUUACGUGUAGACUGUUGCUAAAAAAUAUUAUUGCUAUUGCUGAGUUGUUAGUAUUUGACAACAGAUAACAUUAUAUUUAGAUUUAAAAAAAAAAAAAAAAAUCAUGGGUCGGGAUUAUUACGGUGUUUUGGAAAUAACAAGGAACGCAAACGACGCAGAUAUAAAAAAGAGCUAUCGCAAACUUGCCUUGAAGUACCAUCCGAGCACAAACUUGGAACCGGGUGCUCUUGAAAAGUUCACCCAACUUGCCGAGGCCUAUGAUGUAUUAAGUGACCCUAGGAAGAAAGCUACUUAUGAUAAGUUUGGAGAAGAAGGGCUGAAGGGAGGCAUUCCUCCAGAGUUUGGAGGCAGUGGUGCCUGGACUAGCGCUUACACUUUCCACGGGAAUGCAGACAAGGUCUUCAGAGACUUUUUUGGAGGGGACAACCCAUUUUCAGAUUUCUACAAUACAGACGGUGGAGAGGUUAACAGUGGGUUUGGGGGCCUGCGAGGCCGGGGGAUGAAGAGAAGCGAUCCUCCAAUUGAACGGGACCUCUACCUGUCCCUGGAAGACUUGUUUUAUGGAUGCACAAAAAAGAUCAAAAUCUCAAGACGGGUUAUGAAUGAAGAUGGUCACACGUCAAGCAUUAGAGACAAGAUUCUAACUAUAGAUGUGAAACCAGGUUGGAAACAAGGAACCAAAAUCACAUUCCAAAAAGAAGGAGAUCAGGGACCAAACAACAUUCCAGCCGACAUUGUGUUUGUUGUGAAAGAGAAACAGCAUCCCCGUUUCCUAAGACAUCAGAAUGAUCUUAUCUACACAUCCAACGUCGACCUGGGAAAAGCUUUGAUUGGAUUUUCUGUGGAGGUUGAGACACUGGAUGGCAGGCUCCUCAACAUCCCCAUCAAUUACAUUGUCCAUCCCAGGUACAAUAAAGUGGUCCCUGGUGAAGGAAUGCCUUUAUCCAUGGACCCAACUCAGAAAGGAGAUCUCAUUAUUCAAUUUGAAAUUCACUUCCCAGAAAAACUCUCUCCGGAAAGGAAGCAGCUGAUACAACAAGCACUCCUGGCUUAAACAGGGAACUAGAGGAAAUGUGUUGGAGACAUUACCAAAGCUACAGCAUAAAAAACAUGUGUUUCAAUAUUAAGAGGCCUGUACAAAUAAAUGUGAUCAAAUACCAA